UUUUUUUCCCUUAGUUUUUCUCCCCUCCAUCCUCAACCUCCCAUCUCUUCACCUUCACAAACCUCUCUCCUUUUCUAUCUAUCUUCUCCCAUCAAUCCACUCUACAAUUACCCUACUGUGCGUCAGGGUAACAUAGACAAUACUCUGUUCUGUUUCAUAUCCACCUCAUAUCUUUUUUAGGAACCAAUUGCUAGAGAAACAUAGUGAAAAUGGUUCAAUCCUCUGUUCUCGGUUUCCCCCGUAUGGGACGUCUUCGAGACCUGAAAAAGGCCACUGAAGCAUACUGGGGAGGCAAGCUCUCGCGCGAGGAUCUCCUCAACGAGGGCAAGAGACUCCGUCUUGAGCACUGGCAAAUCCAGAAGGCUGCCGGUGUUGAUCUCAUCCCCAGCAAUGACUUUGCUCUCUACGACCAAGUUCUCGACCACAUCCAACUCUUUGGUGUAAUUCCUGAGAGAUACUCUAAAUAUGGCCUCCACCCUGUUGACGAAUACUUCGCCAUGGGACGAGGCUUGCAGAGACCUGCCAAGGAUGGCGAACCUGCUGUCGACGUUCCCAGUUUGGAAAUGGUGAAAUGGUUCGACUCGAACUACCACUAUGUUAAGCCUACUCUACAGGACACCCAGACUUUCACUCUUUCAAGCAAUCCCAAACCGGUUGUUGAAUUCCAAGAAGCUAAGGAGGCUGGGAUUACGACCCGUCCAGUUCUUCUGGGUCCUGUUUCGUUCCUUGCUCUCGCCAAGGCCGACCGUGACCAGACCAUCGACCCCAUCUCCGUCAUUGAUAAACUCGUCCCUCUCUACGUUGAACUGCUGGCCCAGCUUAAGGCUGCUGGAGCUGAGGAUGUUCAGAUUGAUGAACCUGUAUUGGUGUUUGAUUUGCCAGAGAAGACCAAGGCCGCUUUCAAAACCAGUUAUGAGAAGUUGGGCUCCCUUGGUGACAAGGCACCUCGCUUGGUCCUUGCCACGUACUUUGGUGACAUCGUCCACAACAUUGACGUCCUCCCAUCCCUCCAAAGCCUCCAUGGAAUUCAUAUCGACCUAGUCCGCAACCCAGAGCAACUCGACACCGUGAUCAGUGCCCUCGGACCCAAGCAGAUUCUAUCUGCUGGUGUUGUCGAUGGACGCAACAUCUGGAAGACCAACUUCAAGCGAGCAAUUGAGAUCGUUGAGACUGCUAUCCAAAAGCUUGGCAAGGAGAGAGUUCUUGUUGCCACUUCGAGCUCGCUUCUGCACACCCCCCAUACCCUCGAAAGCGAGAAGAACCUUGAUCCAGAGGUUCGGGAUUGGUUCAGCUUCGCUGUUGAGAAGGCUACCGAGGUUGUUAUUAUUGCCAAGGCUGUCACUGAAGGCCCUGCUGCUGUGCGCGAGCAGCUUGAGGCUAACGCCAAAUCCAUCCAAGCCCGUGCUUCGUCCAAGCGGACCAAUGACUCCAAGGUCAAGGAGAGACAGGAUGCUGUUACUCCCGAGAUGCACGACCGCAAGUCCCCAUUCCCAACAAGAAUUAGCCAACAACAGACAAAGCUCAACUUGCCCCUGUUCCCCACCACGACCAUCGGAUCUUUCCCUCAGACCAAGGACAUCCGGAUCCAGCGGAACAAAUUCACCAAGGGCGAGAUUACGGCUGCGGAUUACGAAAAGUUCAUCGAGCAGGAAAUCCAGGACGUCGUUAAGAUCCAGGAGGAGCUUGAUCUGGAUGUCUUUGUCCAUGGAGAGCCGGAACGUAAUGAUAUGGUCCAAUACUUCGGUGAGAGGUUGACUGGAUAUGUCUUUACCACCCAUGCCUGGGUCCAGAGCUACGGUUCCCGCUGUGUCCGCCCUCCCAUCAUUGUUGGAGAUAUCUCGCGCCCUGCGCCUAUGACCGUCAAGGAGUCUAAGUAUGCUGCUUCUAUCUCCAAGAAGCCAAUGAAGGGCAUGCUCACUGGUCCGAUCACCUGUCUGCGGUGGUCUUUCCCCCGCGAUGAUGUUCACCAGUCUGUGCAAGCUCAGCAGCUCGCCCUUGCUCUCCGUGAUGAGGUCAUUGACUUGGAAGCUGCUGGUAUCUUUGUAAUCCAAGUCGAUGAGCCCGCUCUUCGUGAAGGUCUCCCACUCCGAUCCGGAAAGGAGCGUGAAGCCUACCUCGACUGGGCUGUCAAGGCUUUCCGCCUUGCCACAUCCGGAGUCGAGGACAGCACCCAGAUUCACUCUCACUUCUGCUAUUCCGAGUUCCAAGACUUCUUCCAUGCCAUUGCUGCCCUUGAUGCCGAUGUUCUCAGUAUCGAGAAUAGCAAGAGCGAUGCCAAGCUUCUCAAGGUCUUCGUCGACGAGGCUUACCCACGACACAUUGGCCCUGGAGUGUAUGAUAUCCACUCCCCUCGUGUCCCAAGCGAGCAGGAAAUCAAGGAUCGUAUCGAGGAGGAGCUUCAGUAUCUCCGACCAGAUCAACUCUGGAUCGACCCCGACUGUGGUUUGAAGACAAGACAAUGGCCAGAAACCAAGGCAGCCCUCACCAACAUGGUCAAUGCUGCCAAGUACUUCCGCCAAAAGUAUGCUAAAUAAAGGCAACAGCCAGGCAGGAUUUAACCGUCGCAAUUACGCUCAACACGUGCGACUAGGAUAUGACGGAGAUUAAUGAUUAUGAGUUAUAGAGACGACUUAUUUCACCAAACAAUGAGGAAUGUUUUAACAUGCAUGCAUUCAUUCGGUGUUCCAGGCGAGCUGGGACUCAACCCUAGGGGGACAAUGUGGUAGGAGAGCUAGAAAAGUUCACAAACAUACCCACGAUCUCAACAUCGGCGUUUUUGUAAUCUUUAUUGUGUUUUUAUUAGCCUUUCUUAAUUUAACUGUGGAUUCUUUCUCUUUCUCUAGUGAAUUCGCUGACACGAGCAAUCUUAUCCUCCCCUCAAUUCUUUUUUGAUAAUUUCACAGUUAUGCGGGAUUUAUGAUCAAAAGGGAUAUAUGUCUGCUUGAUAAAUAUAACAAAAGCAAGUUUACAUAUUCUAGAUACAGCGUAAAGGUUUCAUUCGACAGCACCAGUGAAAUCCCGUAGGUAUUCCACAGCAAUUUCCCUAACUCUUCUUCAUUAGACCUACUUCAGUCUAGAAGAAACUAAAGCGGCUGGAUUAUUUUCAUAUGGUUUCGUGAAUCAUCCUUUGUUUAUUUUUUCUUAAUACAGAUGAAAAUUUUAACUGAAAAAAAAAAAAAAAAAAAAAAAAAAAAAAUCAAUAAUUAUUUCUCAGUCUUUAUAAUAGAUAUAUUUCUUAUUUCUUACAGUGAGAGUAACACAGCUAUGAUGAGCUUAUUAUUAUUUUAACAUUAUCUAUGAAUACUUAAAAAAUAUAUCAUCAAUUAUUCUUAUUUUGAGACUGAGCUUUACUUUCAUUUUAAUUAUUAUUUAUUCAAUUGUCACUGUUCAUUUCAUUAUCUGCUUGCCUGUUUAUAAGAAACCAGAUGAGUCUCUGCUCUUAAUAUUCUUUUCCUUUUCUUCCUUAUCUGUGUUUUUGUCUAUUUCAGUGUAACUUAGUCUAUAGAAUUAAUAUAUU
Molecule: messenger RNA, 3517 nt
Organism: Blastomyces gilchristii SLH14081
Lineage: Eukaryota; Fungi; Ascomycota; Eurotiomycetes; Onygenales; Ajellomycetaceae
Product: 5-methyltetrahydropteroyltriglutamate-homocysteine methyltransferase
Exons: 4
Coding region: 210-2534 (774 amino acids)
Molecular function (GO): zinc ion binding; 5-methyltetrahydropteroyltriglutamate-homocysteine S-methyltransferase activity
Source: RefSeq, a predicted model, not a curated record